AUGCGGUCUUCGUCUGCGCUGUCCGUCUUGUCGACACUGACUUUACUACUCAAUUGCUCAUUGACCGCCGCAACCCCGCUCGCGCUAGAGCCAAACACACUCAACAGCACCAUCGAAAAGCGUUGUGCGAAUCCCUGCGGCUACAACGACUGGCUGUGCUGCUCAUCGGGCCAGACAUGCUCUACCAACAGUGCCAAUGAAGCCGUGUGCUCUGAUAGCGGUGGCAGCAGCGGAGAGUACCAGUACUUCACCACUAUUUACACGCUGACCGAAACCGAUCUCUCGACAAUUACAUCCGUGUGGAGUAGUCAACUUGCCGCAGCGACAAGCACAGGAACCUGCAGAGCCGACAUUGGUGAAACAAAAUGCGGGACUCGCUGUUGCGAGGCGGCGCAAGAGUGCCAGGACGGUGAAUGUGUGGCCGAAAGCUCAUCUGUAGCCAUCACAGCCGCGGGAACUGAUGCAGCGGCCACGCCGGGGGUGCGAGGAACGAGCAACGGGGCCAGCACGGUCACAGCGACCUCCGCCCCGACCACGACCGAAGGCUUCACGGCACCUGUCGGAACAGACGGUGCCGACCUGAUCGGAGCCAAAGCCUCCGACAACAGCGGAGGACUCAGUGGUGGCGCGAUUGCCGGAAUCGUCAUCGGCUCGAUCGCCGGUGCAUUCUUGCUGCUGAUGAUUUGCGCCUGUAUAUGCUGCAAGAGCGCACUCGAUGGACUCUUUGCAGCUCUCGGUAUUGGCAAACGUCGCCGACGAGACACGACCUAUGUGGAGGAGCGCCAUUCUCACCACUCUCACAGCCGCCCUCCUCCCCCUGCUGGACGGCGAACCUGGUUCGGAGCCAGACCAGCCGCCGAAGGCAGUGAUGUCAGUGAAAAGAAAAGCAGCAGCUGGGGCAAACUGGCCAUCCUGUUCGGUGCUCUGGCCAUUUGCCUGGGCUUGAAGAGACACCAUGAUAAGGAGCAUGACGACAGCAAGACCGAGUCCUCGUACCCUAGCUCCUAUUAUUACUAUUCCGACUACUAUUCCGGAACUGGCACCGAAGUUCUGACCGACGUACUCGGGACACACGACGAUCCCGACAAUCGCGCGCUCGAUCGAGCCGGCGAUGAUUCCUCACUUUUGACUUUCAUCUAUGACUUUUGA
Molecule: messenger RNA, 1149 nt
Organism: Penicillium brevicompactum
Lineage: Eukaryota; Fungi; Ascomycota; Eurotiomycetes; Eurotiales; Aspergillaceae
Exons: 2
Coding region: 1-1149 (382 amino acids)
Source: RefSeq, a predicted model, not a curated record